Messenger RNA from Nothobranchius furzeri (turquoise killifish), 967 nucleotides. The record is from RefSeq and is a predicted model, not a curated record. NCBI's taxonomy places the organism in Eukaryota, Metazoa, Chordata, Actinopteri, Cyprinodontiformes, Nothobranchiidae.
AUGUCGGUGAUGAGCUGUAGAAGGGUCCGCCUGACACGCCGAUCCCUGCACCGUAGCAGUAUGGCAGACGAUGCUGCUAAUGAUCAGAAAAGGGGGACACCAGCUUGUGUCCAAUGCUUUUCUGUGACCGGCCCCAAAAAAAUGACCUGGGCACAUGGGACCAUCAAAGCCUACAGGACCGGCUAUCUGGACUCCAAUUUGCCACCAGGAGGUAUGCGGUGGCGGAGGAAAGACUCCAUCUUGUUUGUCCAGUGGAUGGACAUCGUAGAUGUUUUUCUUUGCUCCACCCUGCACACAGCUCACGGAGGGGACGCGGUCCAGCGGAGGGUCAAAGGAGCAGAUGGGCAGUGGGCACAGAGGGAUAUCCCAGUUCCACCAGCAGUGAAGGAGUACAACCGGUACGGGGGGAGUCGACCUGUCAGAUGCUCUGAUAGGAUACAAGGUCCUGCACAAAACACAGAGGUGGUACGGGACUUUCUUCUACCACUUCAUGGACAUCGCCUGCACAAAGAGCUUGCCAGGAGCAAAGGUGAUGUCUCCUUGGGCCAGAAGGCAUUCAGGGAGACCUUAGCCAUGGAGUUGGCAAAUGAGGGGUCUACCACACAUGAGCUGGGACCUCCUUCUCCUUGCCAUCAUCACAGACCGGGUCCUUUCUUAUUAACCUCUUCUAAAGAAUGACCACUAGAGAUAAAUGUAAAAUCAGUUGUUUACUGUUAAGUUGCCAUGUUUUCAUCAACACUGUAUUUUGAAAGUUUAACUGAGUAGUAAUCGUUAAAUCUAGAUCAGUGUCUAAAAAUGAAGAUUAGUAAUCAUGCAUUCUGAUCUCCAUUUGUUUCUACAUAUUAGACUUUUUCUUUAUGAAUCAAAUUAAUACAUUUUUUAUGACUACCACUAAAGAAAACUCAUUUAAAUUAUUUUCUAAUAGUAAAUGUUACUUUUGAAAUAUAAUAAAACCCUCUUACCUUUG